UUACUGUUGACGCCACCCGCCAAAAAACCGAGGAAGAAGAAAUAAGCAGUUUCAAAACACUCGCGCCGCUGACAGACGUCACCGAUACUUGUAAUUAAGAUUUGACAUAGCCUAUGAACUACAAUAAACCCGUAUAGCACUGUACUAUUAAUCGCUCAUGUAGCAUUUGGAUUUAGGUCCGUUUGCAAAACUAGAGCACAUUUUUAUCGUAGUGGAGCCUACUCGGGAGGACAAAGUGGCACAGUGAAGGUUCGUGUUUGUGUUUUAAUCGCAGCCAUGCAGUCAUCAAACAAAUCAACAAACAUCAAUCCCCGCACUGCUGCUCUUCCUCACAACCCCUCCACCUCGCCACGAUACGCCUUCAUAGAUUUCCUGGAUGUGGGCGGCACAAUGACCAUAUCCCAAGAAAUAGCAAAUUUAACAGAGGAUUCAGGGCAGGACCUGCCAGAGGAGAAUGUUCAUAUUGGAUCAAUUCAAGGCACAGUUGUUGGUCUGCGCUACUACACUGGAACGGUCAAUAGAGGAGAGAUGGUGUCCUUGGUGAGGCAGCCGCAGAAUCCCUAUGACCGAAAUGCAGUGAUGGUGGCCAAUGUGUAUGGAAGUCAGGUGGGGCACAUCAAGAAAGAGCUGGCAGCCCCGAUGGCCUACAUUAUGGACAACAAUUUGGCCAGGGUGGAAGGGGUUGUGCCCUAUGGAGAGACAAAUAAAUUUUCAAUGCCUGUAAACCUCACCUUCUGGGGCAAAGAGGAGAACCGAGACGCUGUGCAUAAUCAGAUAAGACGCCAUGGUUUCAAACUUGGCACUGAGUUCAAAGGGUACACAACACAAACAUCUUUGGGUAGAGAUCUGCUUGGUUUGUCUUCAAAAAUGUCUGCCAUUCCUUUGACUGUAGAAGAGCUGAAGAAUGCCUUUGACAAGCUAUUUGAUGAUUUAAUGGAGGAUAAAACCAGAGAAAUGGAGCCAGCAGAGGCGGUGUGCACUUCCCUGCUCCCACAUCAAAAGCAGGCGCUCUCGUGGAUGACCUCUCGUGAGAACAGCAACGAUCUGCCCCCGUUCUGGGAGGAGAAGAGUGGCCUCUACUUUAACGUUCUCACUAACUUUGCUGUAAAGGAAAGGCCAGAGAAAGUGCUUGGUGGGAUUUUGGCUGAUGACAUGGGGCUGGGCAAAACCCUCACCACUAUUGCCUUGAUAGUCUCUAAUUUCCACAAUGGGAAACCUCUACCACUGGAACAAAGUGAAGGAUCAUCUUCAACUUGCAAAAUGAAAUCAACCUCAAAAGACCAUGAAGAAUCUUAUGAACCAGUCAGUUCAUCCCAUUUAAAAAGACUGCAUGCUGAUUGUGUCAGUGCUGACACCAUUGAGGAAGAUGUACCUCAGAAGAAAGCAAAAACCACAAAGAAAACUGUUAAAAAGCCUGCCAGCACCAAGAAAGGAGUGGUUUUGCUGGAUGAUGUGGACUUUGCUGCCGCUCUGGAGUGCAGUUCCUCACAGGUUGGGCCUGCAAAAAAGAGUGCGAAGAAGGGUUCUGGCACUGGUAAGGUCCCAUCUGGAGGCAGUGGGGGCUCAGGGGCCAGAGCCACUUUGAUUGUAUGUCCUCUGUCUGUCCUUAGCAACUGGCUGGACCAGUUUGAGCAACAUAUCCGAGCUGAUGUCACAUUAAAGGUGUAUCUGUACUAUGGUGCAGAGCGCUUCCGAUCUGUCAAACUUCUGUCUGAGCAAGAUGUGGUUCUCACAACAUACAAUGUGCUUUCAUCAGAUUUUGGGAACAAAGCCAACAGUCCUCUGCACAAAGUGAACUGGCUGAGAGUAGUGCUGGACGAGGGUCACGUCAUCAGAAACCCUAACGCUCUUCAGAGCAAAGCUGUACUGGAGCUGCAGUCAGAGCGCAGGUGGAUCCUGUCUGGAACCCCCAUUCAGAAUUCCUUGAAGGAUCUCUACAUGUUGAUGUCCUUCUUGAAGCUGAAGCCUUUCGAUGUGAAGGAGUGGUGGAGCAGAAUCAUUCAGAGACCUGUGACCAUGGGCGACAGAGUUGGGCUCAAGAACUUGCAAGUGCUGGUAAAGGGCAUCACAUUGAGGCGCACUAAGAACAGUAAAGUGGCUGGGCGCAUGUUGGUGCAGUUACCUGAACGGAGAGUGUUUGUGCAGCAUGUGACUCUCUCUGAGGAAGAGAGGGAGGAGUACGAACAGGUCAGGAAGGAGGGCAGGAAGGUCAUUGGCAGGUAUUUCGAAGAGGGAACCAUCAUGACAAACUAUGCUGAUGUGCUGGCCAUCCUGGUUCGUCUGAGGCAGUACUGCUGUCACCCCGGUCUUGUGGGCAAAUACACAGGGGCAGAUGAUCCUGGGACCCCUAGUGAGCUGCGGGAGCGUCUCAUCAAUAAGAUCACAUUGGUGCUGAACUCUGGCUCAGACGAGGAGUGCGCCAUCUGUCUAGACUCCCUUCGUCAGCCUGUCAUCACCUACUGCGCUCAUGUGUACUGCAGGCCCUGCAUCUGUGAGGUCAUCCGAUCGGAGAAGGAGCAGGCCAGAUGUCCCCUGUGUCGUGCUCAGAUCAAGACCAAAGAGCUGGUGGAGUAUCCUGGAGAAGAAAUGCAGGCUGGAGCAGCCACUGGGGAGAACUGGCGAUCAAGUUCCAAAGUGGAUGCUUUGAUGAGCAACCUGUUGAAGCUCCGCAAUGAAGACCCCACUGUGAAGAGUCUUGUGGUUUCUCAGUUUACCAGGUUUAUGGAUCUUAUAGAGGUUCCCUUGAGGGAAUAUGGAUUCUCUUUCACACGACUGGAUGGCUCUAUGGCUCAGAAGACCAGAGCAAAGGCCAUUCAGGAUUUUCAAGACUCCUCUCCAGGAAGUCCCACCAUCAUGUUACUGUCACUCAAAGCUGGAGGGGUUGGGAUUAAUCUGACCGCUGCUUCCCACGUCUUCAUGAUGGAUCCAGCCUGGAAUCCUGCAGCAGAAGAUCAGUGUGUUGACAGAUGUCAUAGACUGGGCCAGAGCAGAGAUGUGGUGAUCACUAAGUUUAUUGUGACAGACUCUGUGGAGGAGAACAUGGUGAAGAUUCAGAAGAAGAAGCAGGAGCUUGUGGACAAGGCUUUCGGAGUGAAAAAGCCACAGGACCUAAAACAGGCUCGGAUGGAGGAGAUCCGAGCCCUAAUGGAGAUUUAGAUUUAUUAAGAUAACUUUACUGCUGUCCGUUCAUUUCAGAGUAAUUGCUUUAUUAAAGACAGCACUUUUUUUUUUUUUUUUACUUUAUUACAAAUUACGUUUUUUUUUUUUUUU
Molecule: messenger RNA, 3270 nt
Organism: Sinocyclocheilus rhinocerous
Lineage: Eukaryota; Metazoa; Chordata; Actinopteri; Cypriniformes; Cyprinidae
Product: helicase-like transcription factor
Exons: 25
Coding region: 277-3156 (959 amino acids)
Biological process (GO): DNA repair
Cellular component (GO): nucleus
Molecular function (GO): ATP binding; hydrolase activity, acting on acid anhydrides, in phosphorus-containing anhydrides; nucleic acid binding
Source: RefSeq, a predicted model, not a curated record